GUUCUAUCCAAAUAGAACCAAACUCCAGACACUUUUCGAUUCAAUACCAUCAUAGCAUGCUCUUUUGUAUCAGAAUCUUAGUGGGAUUCUAAUGGAUAUUCAAGCUCGACUCGGAAGCAUUACAUCCCAUACUUUCUGUUCCCCAAAACAAAAACCCAUUUCGUGUUCUUCUUAUUCUUCCUCUAAUACCUACUCUCCUCUCGUUUUGUUCUGCUCCCAAAGGAAUUUUCAACAACCUCAAAACAACGAUAAUAAUAACAACAACAACAAUGAUAAAGGUGAUAAAUUCUCUACAGACUGGGACAAGGCCUGGUCUAACUUUAAAAAGCAAGGGAAAAAGAACCUCUUCUCACAGUUUUCUCCUGACAAGUAUGUCAGCUGGAACCCUACGCGCUCAAACUAUCCACUAUCUGAGGAAGUUGAUCCCGUCAAGAAAGCAGAGAGGUCAAAUCUCAUGCUAUGGACUAGUCCAAGGUUUACACUAGCAGGGGCCAUUGUGAUAGUCACAUGUCUUUUGGUCUACACCAUUCUUGCACCAAUCAAGUGAUUGUACUUGUAUUGUGUUUUCCUCUCAGAAAGCACGUCUAUCUUGUAGAUCUGUGAUGGAUGUUUAUAUAAGGAAAUGGGCCUAGGAAUUGAGAUAUAAAUAUUCUGUAAAUGCAAUGACUUACUAUUCUUACUUAUGUUAUUUAAUCCAAUUGUCCUUUAUUUUCUAA
Molecule: messenger RNA, 716 nt
Organism: Quercus robur (English oak)
Lineage: Eukaryota; Viridiplantae; Streptophyta; Magnoliopsida; Fagales; Fagaceae
Exons: 2
Coding region: 92-547 (151 amino acids)
Source: RefSeq, a predicted model, not a curated record